CAGGAUCUGCUCUGAGAGGAGCAUUUAGCACUCUGCACCAUGAAGGGGACGCUGCUUGUGCUGGCCUUGCUGGUGACCGGGGAGCUGGGCUUCCAGACAACGGAAGCAUGUAUUACUUUCUUUGAAGCCUUUACUGGAAUGGCCAUUGGAAACAAAGCACUAAUGAAUCUCAUCCUUACCAAAUUUGAACCUACUGGCCAGGAGAGGGAGGCUUUUGAAAAACUCCAGGAAUGCUACAAUGGGUUAGGACUGAGGGGCAAAUUGCUGGAUGCCAGAGUUAUGGAAGCCAUCCUCCUCAGCCCAGAAUGCAGGAAUUACUAUACCACAGACAUCUUGGACAAAAUUAAGAAACUUCUUUCCAAACUAACCUCUAUGUAAUAUGAUGGCUGAUCUGGUGUCAUCUGGCUGCCCUGUCCUGUGUCCCUCCUGAAGUUGGAAUCCAGACACCUGUCCCCUCCUUGUCCAGUCUGUUAAGCUGAUUCUAAUAAACACCUGCAGCUCUGCUCUC
Messenger RNA from Peromyscus leucopus (white-footed mouse), 508 nucleotides. Its product is annotated as androgen-binding protein homolog. Lineage: Eukaryota; Metazoa; Chordata; Mammalia; Rodentia; Cricetidae. The transcript has 3 exons. The record is from RefSeq and is a predicted model, not a curated record. Bases 40 to 378 code for a protein of 112 amino acids.